Molecule: messenger RNA, 2356 nt
Organism: Solanum dulcamara
Lineage: Eukaryota; Viridiplantae; Streptophyta; Magnoliopsida; Solanales; Solanaceae
Product: phospholipid--sterol O-acyltransferase
Exons: 16
Coding region: 121-2013 (630 amino acids)
Biological process (GO): lipid metabolic process
Cellular component (GO): cytoplasm
Source: RefSeq, a predicted model, not a curated record
AACAUUGAAAAGUUUCCAACUCCCAUCAGCAAAGUCAGUCAGUCAGUCGCCCCAAAGGUUCCACUUUCCAUAAUAGCAGUAGUUCCAUGUGAAAAACGGAUAAAAAAAUUUCUCUAGCCAAUGAGAGGAGGACACGUUGGAUUCGUCGUCACUUUCAUCCUCCUAGCUGCCGCCGGUAAUGUUUGCGGUGAGUUCGCCGGCGAUUACUCCAAGCUGUCGGGAAUUAUCAUCCCGGGGUUCGCGUCCACCCAACUGAGAGCAUGGUCAAUAUUAGACUGCCCUUAUUCUCCUCUCGAUUUCAAUCCUCUCGAUUUAGUCUGGCUCGACACCACUAAACUUCUUUCUGCUGUAAAUUGCUGGCUGAAGUGUAUGAUGUUGGAUCCUUACAAUCAAACAGAUCACAGCGAGUGCAAGUCUCGACCUGACAGCGGCCUUUCUGCUAUCACAGAACUUGAUCCUGGUUAUAUUACAGGUCCUUUGUCAUCAGUGUGGAAAGAAUGGAUUAAGUGGUGCAUAGAAUUUGGUAUCGAGGCUAAUGCAAUCAUCGCAGUUCCAUAUGACUGGAGAUUGUCUCCAUCAAAGCUUGAGGAGAGAGACCUUUACUUUCACAAACUAAAGCUAACUUUUGAAACUGCUCUUAAACUUCGUGGUGGACCUUCAAUAGUUUUCGCUCAUUCAUUAGGUAACAAUGUCUUCAGAUACUUCUUGGAGUGGUUGAAAUUAGAGAUUGCUCCAAAAGAGUAUAGGAGAUGGUUAGACGAUCACAUUCAUGCCUAUUUUGCUGUUGGAGCUCCUCUUCUUGGUGCUAUUGAGACAGUCAAAGCAACAUUAUCUGGGGCUACAUUUGGUCUUCCUGUUUCAGAGGGGACAGCUCGCCUGAUGUUCAAUACGUUUGGAUCUUCUAUAUGGAUGUUGCCAUUUUCAAAAUAUUGUACAACAGAUAAUGUAUACCAGAGGCAUUUCUCUGGCGUAAACAGAAAAAACCAUCAUGCCUACCAUUGCGAUGAGCAUGAAUUUCAGUCGAAGUACUCUGGCUGGCCAACAAACAUAAUCAAUAUUGAAGUUCCUUCAAUUCGAGGGAAUGAGGCUUAUCCAUCAUUUGUAGAAACUGCCCAAACCAACUCGUCUGGAAUGGAAUGUGGAUUCCCGACGCAAUUGUCCUUUUCUGCUCGUGAAGUCUCUGACGGUACCUUUUUCAAAGCCAUAAAGGAUUAUGAUCCUGACAGCGAAAGGCUCUUGCAUCUUUUAAAAACGUCUUACCAUGACGAUCCUAUUUUAAAUCCUCUAACGCCUUGGGAAAGACCACCUCUCAAGAACAUAUUCUGCAUUUAUGGCGUAGAUUCGAAGACUCAGGUUGGUUACUAUUUUGCACCAAGUGGGAAGCCUUAUCCUGAUAAUUGGAUUAUAACAGAUGUGAUAUAUGAAAUUGAAGGAUCUCUGUAUUCCCGGUCAGGAAAUCUGGUUGAAGGAAACCCGGGUGCAACAAGUGGAGAUGAGACGGUGCCAUACCAUUCCCUAUCCUGGUGCAAGAAUUGGCUGGGGCCAAAAGUGAACAUAACAAGGACACCGCAGUCAGAGCAUGAUGGCUCAGAUGUACAAGUGCAUCAAAAUAUAGAGCAUCAACAUGGUGAAGAUAUCAUUCCCAAUAUGACAAAGUUAUCUACGGUGAAGUACAUAACCUAUUAUGAGGAUUCUGAAAGUUUUCCUGGAACGAGAACAGCAGUUUGGGAGCUUGAUAAAGCAAAUCACAGGAACAUUGUCAGAUCUCCAGCUUUGAUGCGGGAGCUAUGGCUUGAGAUGUGGCAUGAUAUUCAUCCUAAUAAAAAGUUUAACUUUGUUACAAAAGCAAAGCGUGGGCCUCUGAGGGAUGAGGACUGCUAUUGGGAUUACGGAAAAGCUCGUUGCGCAUGGCCUGAACAUUGUGAAUACAGAUAUCUAUUUGGGGAUGUUCACCUGGGACAGAGUUGCAGAUUGAAGAAUUCUACAUCUUAUCUCCUGUCGCACUAUGUGUGAUUUUUAAGAAACAGAAAUACAUUCCGCAAACAUUAGAAGAACAAGGCCAAAUGAUUCAGAGAGCAAAGACUGGAUGUUCAUCUGGACAGCAUCAUAUGCAACUUCAUCUGUGUAUCAUAAACUUUUAGAGCAACUGGACCACCUGUACAUCGAAGAAAUUUUGUAGAGUAUUAAACUUUAGCACCAGAAAGUCCAGAAUAUGUUCCACAUCAGAAUGUAAUUAGAGCGUAGAGUCAAGAUAGCUCUAUUAAUAUUAAGGAAAACUCUGAUGAUCAUUUAUAUGCUUUGGUGUUUUGACGCCAAUAAUUGUGAAAUUUUAGUCCAUAUGGUGAGACUUGCACUG